Lolium rigidum is the source of this 1644-nucleotide messenger RNA. RefSeq lists its product as uncharacterized. The record is from RefSeq and is a predicted model, not a curated record. NCBI's taxonomy places the organism in Eukaryota, Viridiplantae, Streptophyta, Magnoliopsida, Poales, Poaceae. Gene Ontology annotation, cellular component: plasma membrane. The transcript has 8 exons. Bases 37 to 1425 code for a protein of 462 amino acids.
CCUCCGCCCCGGCCCGCUGUCCCCUGCCGCCGCCGGAUGGGGCCUGCCGGCCGGCUCCUCGCGGCAGCCGCUCUCCUCUCCAGCCUCUGUUUACAUGGGCUGCCGGGGAAUUCCGGCCGCGCAUUUGCUCAUAGUGGACCGGUGCUCCACCGGGUCGACCACGCAGAGGAAGACGACGACAGCGGCGGCCUCAUGCCAGAGCUCUCACCGACAGGCUCUCCCCAGCCCUUCGUCCCCUUCCUAGCGCCUGCCCCUCUCGCGCCGUUCUACAACAACACCACGCCCAAGCUGUCAGGCAAAUGCUCGCUGAACUUCACCGCCAUCGAUAGUCUGAUGACCACCACGGCCGUCGAUUGCUUUGCCCUGUUCGCUCCGUUCCUUGCCAAUGUCAUUUGCUGCCCCCAGCUCCAGGCCACUCUCACCAUCCUGAUAGGACAGUCCAGCAAGCAGACGGGCACCCUUGCGUUGGAUCCCGCUGCUGCCAACUACUGUCUGUCUGAUGUUCAGCAGCUGCUCAUGAGCCAAGGCGCGAGUGACGAUCUCCACAGCAUUUGCUCGGUUCAUCUCUCCAAUGCCACCGAGGGGUCGUGCCCCGUCAGCAGCAUCGAUGCGUUUGAGAGCGUCAUCGACUCGUCAAAGCUCCUCGAGGCCUGCCGGAAGGUGGAUCCUGUCAACGAGUGCUGCAGCAAGACAUGCCAGAACGCUAUAAACUAUGCUGCCCAGAAAAUCUCUUCCAAGGACGCUGCGUUGACAAGCAACACUGGGGGUUCCAAAGUUGACAGUUGCAGGAAUGUUGUACUUAGAUGGUUAUCCAGCAGGCUGGAGCCAUCACCUGCAUCCAAGAUGCUAAGGCAGAUAUCAAACUGUAAUGUCAAUGAAGUUUGCCCACUAAGCUUCCCAGACACAAGUAAGGUAGCAAAGGAGUGUGGUGGUACAGUGAAGAACUUUACUGUAUGUUGCGAGGAGAUGGACAGUUAUGUAUCUCACUUGCAAAAGCAAAGUUUCAUCACAAAUUUGCAAGCUUUGGAUUGUGCCUCAUCCCUUGGGAAUAAAUUGCAAAAGAUGAAUGUCAGCAUAGAUGUUUAUAGCACGUGCCAAAUAACUUUGAAAGAUUUUUCACUUCAAGUUGGAUCUCAAGAAUCUGGAUGCCUCCUUCCAAGUAUGCCUUCAGAUGCAUCAUUUGACCCUUCUUCUGGGAUUAGUUUCACAUGUGAUCUGAAUGACAACAUCGCGGCCCCAUGGACAUCUUCUUUGAAACCGUCAGCUUCAUCAUGCAGUAGAUCUCCUGCUCCUGGUCCUGGUCCUAGUAUCCCAGAGAGGCCUUCAGCAACAUCGGCACAAAAUGGUGUCAGCCAGAACAGGCUGGAGCUUAGCCUAGUCAUUUGUUUGGGCACCCUUCUGGCUGCUCUUUUACUACAAGUCUAGUCCACUCCAAUUUUUUCAAAUAUUCAGGUUAAGGAGAGCUGAUUGGAACUGUGAACCGCGGAGUUUUGCUCGUGCUUGGCCAUCACACCGAACCAUUGUAACCGGUAGUUAGUAGAUGAAUUUGCUGUAAGCUAUAAAAUGAUACUGGUGAUCUAACACUCUAAUUUAUUAUGCCUUUGUAUAGCGAGUAGCGAGAAAGAAGAGGGGGCUUUCAGAAUU